CAGAAAGUUAAAACUACUGCUGGAGUCCGUGAAGGCGACACGGUAUUUAUCUGUCGCUCAUUUGCGGUGUGUCGACAGAGGACAGAGGAGCGGGGACCAAGAUGGGUGACGAGAAGCGAUACGACCCGCGGGACACGACCCUGAAGUUUGUCAGCAGGCCGGACGACCUGGAUCCACUGCCGCCGGAGGAGGGAGACCUGUGUCUCCGGGCAGAGAUGUCGUGCGGGCACGCCGUCACUCCAGAGUCCCUCACCGGGUGGUGCCGCAGCCUGCUGGAUCAGGGCCAGUACAAAUUCAAGUGCCCGGCUUUAGAGGACGGCACCUUGCAAAAGUGUGAUGCAGUGUGGCCGUACCAAGAGGUGCGCCGGCUGGCGGUGCUGACGGCUGAAGAGAUGCAGUACUUUGAGGAGAACAUCGCCCGCAUAGCUGCCAUAGAAUACUGUGAAUUCAAAUCAUGCCCUGGGUGCAAAACCUACGUGGAGAGAGAGGACCUGACCAACCUCAGCGUGCACUGCACAAUCUGCACAGCAGACAAAAUGAAAGCUUACGAGUUCUGCUGGCAGUGUCUGAAGGUGUGGAAAGGUCCAGCUCCACGCUCCGACCGCUGCGACAACGACGGCUGCGUCAACCACGACCUGGAGCUCCUCAAGAACUGCAAGGACACCGUCCUCCCUGAGGUGCAGGGGGCCGUUGGCUGCCCCUCCAUCCGGGCCUGUCCCACCUGCGGUCAGAGGGUGGAGCACGACAAGACGGGCUGUAAGAACGUCAUCUGCCCUCGCUGUCAGAUCGAGUUCUGCUUCGUGUGCCUGGAGCUCACUGAAGAGUGCCUGAAGACGAGCUCCUACUUCAUCCCCUGCAGCGGUGGUGUGGCUCCCAGACAGACCUCCAUACCUGUGUGGCACAGAAUCUAAGAUUCACUACUCAUGAUGCUGCUUACAGCCCUGCUCUGUCACACUUUAUCGUACUAUUCAUUAUAUACUAUUCUCUCUGCAUAUGCUAUUUGUUCAUGCACAUUGUCAGCCUCUGAAGUAUCUUCCGUACGUUCUCACAAUGCCUGACUGUUGCAUUAGGUGCUUUUCUUAACAAUUAAUAAUUAACAUUGGUUGCUCCUUCCCAUUUGAGCUCUGCUCGACGAUAGCUUGUCAUUUAUAACUGCAACACUUAAUAAAGUUUCCCUCUCAUUUAUAAAUACCUUCA
This is a messenger RNA of Acanthopagrus latus (yellowfin seabream), 1197 nucleotides long. Its product is annotated as probable E3 ubiquitin-protein ligase ARI5. The record is from RefSeq and is a predicted model, not a curated record. Lineage: Eukaryota; Metazoa; Chordata; Actinopteri; Spariformes; Sparidae. The transcript is spliced from 4 exons. The coding region runs from base 102 to 911 and encodes 269 amino acids.